Molecule: messenger RNA, 1263 nt
Organism: Metarhizium album ARSEF 1941
Lineage: Eukaryota; Fungi; Ascomycota; Sordariomycetes; Hypocreales; Clavicipitaceae
Product: calmodulin-dependent protein kinase
Exons: 2
Coding region: 1-1263 (420 amino acids)
Biological process (GO): protein phosphorylation; cellular response to oxidative stress
Molecular function (GO): calmodulin binding; ATP binding; calcium/calmodulin-dependent protein kinase activity
Source: RefSeq, a predicted model, not a curated record
AUGGAUAGCCGCCAGCAGGCACAGCAGCCUCAGGUCCAGCCCUGUAGAUACAAGGUCGGAAAGACACUGGGAGCUGGCUCCUACUCUGUCGUCAAGGAAUGCGUCCACAUCGACACUGGUCGGUACUAUGCUGCCAAAGUCAUCAAUAAGCGGCUCAUGGCAGGGCGCGAGCACAUGGUCCGCAACGAAAUCGCCGUCCUAAAGAAGGUGUCGAUGGGCCACCAAAACAUCCUGACGCUCGUCGACUACUUUGAAACCAUGAACAACCUCUACCUCGUCACCGACCUGGCACUUGGCGGCGAACUCUUUGACCGAAUCUGUCGCAAGGGAUCAUACUACGAAUCCGACGCCGCCGACCUCAUCCGCGCAACUCUUUCCGCCGUCGCCUACCUGCACGACCACGGCAUUGUCCACCGCGACCUCAAGCCCGAGAACCUUCUGUUCCGAACGCCAGAGGACAACGCGGACCUGCUCAUCGCCGACUUCGGCCUCUCCCGCAUCAUGGACGAAGAACAGUUCCACGUCCUCACGACCACCUGCGGCACGCCGGGGUACAUGGCGCCGGAAAUCUUCAAAAAGACGGGCCACGGCAAGCCCGUCGACCUCUGGGCCCUGGGAGUCAUCACCUACUUCCUGCUCUGCGGCUACACGCCCUUCGACCGAGACUCGGACUUCGAGGAGAUGCAGGCCAUCCUCAACGCAGACUACAGCUUCACGCCCGUCGAGUACUGGCGCGGCGUCUCCAGCCACGCCAAGGACUUCAUCCGCCGGUGCCUGACCAUCGACCACACCAAACGCAUCACCGCCCACGAGGCCCUCCAGCACCCCUUUGUCGCCGCCGAGCAGCCCGUGGCCGGGGCGGGCGAGAACCUCCUGCCCACCAUCAAGAAGAACUUCAACGCCCGCCGCACCCUCCACGCAGCCAUCGACACCGUCCGCGCCAUCAACAAGCUCCGCGAAGCCCAGCACCUCAUGGACGGCGCUCGCUCAAAAGAGCCCGGCCGCGGCGCAGCCCCCCGCGCCGACGGCAACCCAACACGCAGCAACGGCGGCGACAGCGGCAUCUCGCUCGGCAAAGAAGACUCCGGCUACGCCACACAGCACGACGCCGACGUCCUCAUGGCCGACGCCGCCGCAGCCGCCGCCGCCGCCGCCGCCGCACCAACCGUCGCCAGUGUCCCCGCCUCCCUGCAGCCAGGCAAUCAAGCAAACAAGGUCAUACAAACAAGCAAAGGUCUCUGGAGCCCUGUAUCGAACCGUUAG